Molecule: messenger RNA, 1529 nt
Organism: Helicoverpa armigera (cotton bollworm)
Lineage: Eukaryota; Metazoa; Arthropoda; Insecta; Lepidoptera; Noctuidae
Gene: Smyd5
Product: histone-lysine N-trimethyltransferase SMYD5
Exons: 7
Coding region: 119-1273 (384 amino acids)
Biological process (GO): negative regulation of gene expression, epigenetic
Molecular function (GO): histone H4K20 methyltransferase activity; protein binding
Source: RefSeq, a predicted model, not a curated record
CAGCUACAUAACCUAAAAACUUGCGCUGUUUUUAAAUUGUGGAUUUAUGCAAUUUCUUUAAUUUAUCACUGAAAUAUCAACCAUUCAAGUGUAAUAAUAGUAGCGUGAUAUUGAAAACAUGGAAGGAUUUGAAAUUCGAACGUCGAACAGCAAAAAGGGCAAAGGGUUGUACGCUACUAAGAAAUAUGACCAGGGUGAUGUGAUUUUGGAAGAGGACCCGUUAGUUUCGUGUCAGUUUGCUUGGAAUGCGGCCUACAGAUAUUUAGCCUGCGACUAUUGCAUGAGGCCACUAGAAACUCCAGAGCAGAACGUAAGGCGUCUAUCAUGCAAGCCAGACAUUAUUCUUCCACAUUCCAACACAUUCGAGAUAAACAUUGAGAGUAUAACCAACUGUGAUCAAUGUGGCGCCCUCUAUUGUUCAGAAGAGUGCCGUCAAAGGGCCUAUGUUACGUAUCACAGGUUACUCUGUCAUGACUCCAGUGAUGCUCAACAUCCGAUUGUUGUGCUUUUGGAGACUUGGAAACAAAUGCACUAUCCUCCAGAAACAACAAGUAUAAUGCUACUCGUAAGAAUACUAGCGUACAUCCAACAGAGUUCCGACCCCGCCGCAGCGGUUGCCAAAGUGAAACAGUUCUGUCACCGCACAGAGAAUGAGGAUGCAGAGUUGGUACACAAGUUAUUGGGUGAACAGUUUACGCAUCAGAUGAAUACGUUGAGGGAGAUGACCUCUCAUGUUGUUAGCGGUGAUGAAGUGCAAGAGUUCCUAACACCAGAAGGAUUUUGCACUCUAAUGGCAUUAGUUGGUACAAAUGGACAAGGCAUUGGUACCAGUCCGCUGGCUAUGUGGGUGAACUCUGUGCUGGAACUCACCAUGUCUGAUGAUGAAAGACAACAGCUGGACCUGUUCAUUGAUAAACUUUAUCAGUAUGUGGAAGAAGAAUCCGGUUCAUUCCUAAACACGGAAGGCUCGGGCCUAUUCCAGUUGCAAAGUUCCUGCAACCACAGCUGUGCACCCAACGCCGAAUCAACAUUCCCUUACGGCAACCAUAGGGUGCAGCUGAAGGCGUUGAAGCCUAUAAUGCCGGGCGAUGAGAUCUGUAUCAGUUAUCUCGAUGAAUGCACUCUGCAGAGGUCAAGGCAUUCGAGGCAGAAGGAACUAGCCCAAAAUUACCUCUUUGUAUGCUGGUGCGAGCGCUGCACGGCCGAGUCUUCCGAGCCCGACUGCACCAGCGAGGAGGACAUGAGUGACGAAGAUAUUGACGCGGACGACUGAUGUUCCAACCUGCUCGCUUUCUGCUUGCUCGGGUUAUGAUGCAAGCACUAUAGAAAGUGCCAGACUAUAUACAAAGAGUUUUUUUUUUCUAUUAUAAGUGCUCAUUUUUCAUAAGGGAUGAAGUUAUAGAUGGACAACUGAUGUUCCAACCUGCUCGCUUUCUGCCUGCUCGGGUUAUGAUGCUAGCACUAUGGAAAGUGCCAGACUAUGUGCGAAAAAAGUGUUGUGUAUAGUGUUUCUUCUUUUAAUUAUAAGU